AUGCAACACCUGCGCAUCGCCGCCUUUUGCCUCAUCGUCGCGGCCGCGCUCAUCGCCUUGCCCAACGCAGUCGCAGCAACUCACGAUGACCUUCGCCGCGGGAUUCGCAUACCACCAGCUCGCAGGCAAGCCUCUGGCUCCUCUUCGCCAUCGUCAUCAUCAAGCGCCUCCUCGGCGGUGGCCACUGCAGGCGUAGGCGAUGCUCAAAAUGUAACCGGCGCGGCCUCUGGGGGCAGCAAGUCUACCUCCUCCUACAUCAACUGGCAGCUCCCCGACACAUUUGUACAAUGCCAGCCGGCCUUGAUCUCCUUCUCUGCCGUCUUCGGCGCCAAAGACGAAGAUGCUCUGGGAGGUACACUGAAGAAGGCCAUAUCCAAUACGUGGAUCAAUCUGCGCAUCCGCCCCACUACGGGGAACGAGGAGGGGAUUAGUGAAGACUUGUCUAGCAAUGCAACAUCGUGGUCAUGGGCAGCUGUCAAUUUUCCCGAGGGUACCAACUUCGAAGUGCUGAUCAGUGCUCUCACCAACAUAACUCUUGGCAACACCACGUCCUCGUCCAAGGGCUCUUCCAACUCAAAGGACAAGAAGACCAACAACCUCGCAGUCUCCAAUGCCAAAGACGACAUUUCUCCAGUGGUCAUCGCGCGCGCCUUUGCUCGCUCGAUUGUAGUCGCCAGCCCAACAAAUGAUUCCACAUGUCUGGGCACUACGACAGCCAGCAACGGUACCGACGCGAGCACGUUCGGCGGAAGCCAUAGCGGCUCUCUUGCUGGACCAGCUGGUGGAGCUCGGGGCGAUGCUAGUGGUGGGAGCCGCAAAAAGAACGGCGAUCGUACCGUCAUCAUCGUCGCCGCCUUCCUUGGCGGGCUCGGCGGCCUCUUCAUUGCGCUGGUCGGCGCACUGGCCUGGCACAAGCGCAAAGACCAAAGGAGGCUGCGAGGAGUAGCAGAGGCAGGGCAAGGAGGAUACUCGCAUGCCAUCCAGAUGGCGAGGAGGUCCGGCGCCUUUGCCACAGACAACUCUUUGCCGCGUCCCAUGUCUCAAGGCAGCGGCCUCGCAGGCGCAGCGGGCAACACGGGAGGCAGGGGAGGCGCCCGCUCCUCGGCCGUCCCUCUCUGGGACGGAGGCUAUCGUGACGGGCCCUCUGCUGGCUGGGGUUAUAUGGCCAGCCUGGUCCCCGGUCUGGCACCUCAGGCCCCACCAGCCUUUACCUCUCCCAAUUCAAGUCCCGUUGAUGGCACCUUCGCUGCACUUCGGGGAAGGAGAGGAGGGCGUAAUCGUCUGUUGGCGACGAAUCGUCGUCAGGAGGAAGGGGAGGAGGAUUUGCCCAGCUAUGGGAAGAGUGAGGCCGAGGUGCGCGACUUGCCUAGUUAUGAAGCUGGGUUCUUGGCCGGGCUAGCAGCAUUGCAGCAACAACAGCUGAGGGGACGUGCCGGGUAUGAGGCGGCACCAGGUGGGGAGCCGACGGCGUACGAAGAUGCGACAGCCGCAAGUCAUGGCGCCAAUGCCACUGGCUUCUUGGACGAGCGCUCCGGUCUCCUAGCUACGGUGGCAGAGGAGCGGUCUUCCCUAUACUCGAACGACGGUGCAUCGGGCGGCAGCCUUGGUCGAUCAAACAGCAAUGCUACCACGAGCACGACGGGCUUCCAAGCUCCACCGCCCGCCGAGGUGGGCAGGAGCGUCACGAUGAGCAACGUAGAUCGACAACAGCGCGGCAGCGGUAGCAGCGGCGGGCCGCGCAGGAACGACUCUAAUUCCUCAACCACCAGCGCGGGCAGUAGUACGGGUAGCGCAACGUGGAGGCUCGAUGAGCGCUACUCACAGCAGCCGCGCCUCCCUCCUAUCCAAACGAGCGGGCAGGCUUUCACCCAUCAUCGCGAGGAUAGCGACAAUAGCGGUGACCACACGGCCACCGCGACGGUGAUGCGCAGCCCCUUUGACGACGACUCUGCAGCUCGUGGGCACAGGCACGGACACUCUGCGAUCACUUUCCUCGACAAUCACCACGAUGAUGUGAAUGCGGGGACGGCUACGCCUACUGCUACGACGGCUUAUGAAGCCAGAGCGAUACUCGAUGGCAUGGGCGAUGGCGAUGGAAAUGGAAGAGGCAGCAUGGCGGCGAGGAGGCGGUCGAGGGGCGGUAGCCAAUCGAUAUUGGGUGGGUUUACUGGGUUGAGUGAUGAGUAG
This is a messenger RNA of Jaminaea rosea, 2187 nucleotides long. RefSeq lists its product as hypothetical. The record is from RefSeq and is a predicted model, not a curated record. Lineage: Eukaryota; Fungi; Basidiomycota; Exobasidiomycetes; Microstromatales. The coding region runs from base 1 to 2187 and encodes 728 amino acids. The transcript has a single exon.